AUCAUUCAUUCAACAGCCUUCGUUGGUUAACAGAUAUUCUGUGCUUGAACAAAAUAUAAAAAAAAAACUUUAAAAAUGAAAUUCUUGUUUGUGUUCGCUUUCAUCGCUGCUGCAAGCGCCGAUGUCUCACACUUGUCCAACCAAUAUCUUCCACCACAACAACACCAAGCUCCAAGCAGCCAAUAUUUGCCACCAGCUCAACAUCACCAAUCAGCUGCUGUUCAAGUUUAUUCUGCACCAGCACCUGUUCGCCAUGCUGCCCCAGCACCUGCUUAUCAUGCCCCAGCCCCUGUCCACCAUGCAGCACCAGCACCUGUCUACCAUGCCCCAGCCCCUGUCCAUCGUGCAGCACCAGCAGCACCAGUAAGCCAAUACUUGCCACCUGCUCCAGUCCACCAUGCACCAGCACAAGCCUACCAUGCCCCUGUCCACCAUGCAGCACCAGCUCCUGUUUACCAUGCACCUGCUCCUCAAUACUCAGCACCUGCUCCAGUCCACCAUGCACCAGCACCUGUCUACCAUGCACCUGCUCCACAAUACUCAGCACCUGCUCCAGUCUACCAUGCACCAGCACCUGCCUACCAUGCUCCUGCUCCUCAAUACCAUGCUCCAGCACCUGCCUACCAUGCCCCAGCACCAGUUGCCCAUCACGCUGCUGCUAGCUACUCCGCAUCAGAGGGAUACAACUACAGAAACCCAAACUACUAAACCAUUUCUAAAUAAUUUGAUUUAGAUCAACAUGGUUUUGCUUCAAUAAUGGAGCUGACAUAGGAACAAAAUUGGAAUGAGAUAUAAAACAGAACUAUGAUAUGUAUUUGGAAAAAAGUCUUAAAUGAAAACAUAAGCAAAAACAUAAAAAUAAAAAGCAAAUAUAUUCAAUAGAAAUAUAAAA
Molecule: messenger RNA, 892 nt
Organism: Contarinia nasturtii (swede midge)
Lineage: Eukaryota; Metazoa; Arthropoda; Insecta; Diptera; Cecidomyiidae
Product: extensin-3-like
Exons: 11
Coding region: 76-708 (210 amino acids)
Source: RefSeq, a predicted model, not a curated record